AUAUUGCGGGACAAGCGUCAGCGCGUCUCCAGUUUUUGCAUCGCCAUUUGCAUUUGCCCAGAUUCCUUCACCGCCAUGGUAGAGGUUGAUGCUGCAUUCAUCCAAGCCCUUGAGCACCGGCCGAAGCCCGCCGUCGUCGAAGCCGAGGGCAUCCCUCUCAUCGAUCUCUCCGCCAUCAACUCCUCCGACUCUGCCGCAGUCGCCGCCCUUGCCGCCGAGAUCGGCCGUGCCUGCGAGACCUGGGGCUUCUUCCAGGUCAUCAACCACGGAGUACCGUUGGCCUGUCGGGAGAAGAUGGAGUCGGCGUCGAGAAAGUUCUUUGCGCAGUCCUUGGACGAGAAGCUCAAGGUGAGGAGAGACGAGAAGAAUCCGGUGGGAUACCAUGACGGCGAGCACACCAAGAACGUCCGGGACUGGAAGGAGGUCUACGAUUUUGUCCAGAAAGUUCCGACCAUCAUUCCGGCCUCUCCCGAGCCUGAUGACAGGGAAGUGGUGUUGCUUCGUAAUCAAUGGCCCGAUUACCCUCCUAACUUCAGGGAAGUGUGGGAAGAGUACGUUGUAGAAAUCGAAAAACUAGCUCAUAAGCUGUUGGAACUGAUCUCCCUGAGCUUAGGCCUGCCGGGAAACCGCUUCAUGAACUUCUUCGACGAUCAGACCAGCUUUCUGCGACUCAACUACUAUCCGCGCUGCCCCGUUCCCGACCUGGCCCUCGGUGUCGGCCGGCACAAGGACGCCGUCGGGAUGACUGUUCUUGCUCAGGAUGAUGUCGGAGGCCUCGAAGUACGGCGAAAGUCCGACGGGGAAUGGGUCCGAGUUAAACCUACCCCCAAUGCUUAUAUCAUCAACGUUGGGGAUAUUAUUCAGGUGUGGAGCAAUGAUAGGUACGAGAGUGUGGAGCACAGGGUGACGCUGAACUCAGAGAGGGAUAGGUUCUCGAUUCCCUUCUUCUUCAACCCAGCACACACCACCGUGGUUGAGCCCCUGGAAGAGUUGGUUGAUGAGCAUAGUCCUCCCAAGUACAGGGCUUUCAACUGGGGAAAGUUCGUCGCUGCCAGAAACCUCAGCAAUUACAAGAAGCUCCAUGUCGAUAACCUCCAGAUCUAUCAUUUCAGCCUAUCCGCCUUGAAUGAUCUUCACUAAAUCAUUUCAUCAUCGAUCGUGACAUCCACCAUCCAUCCGUACGUGCAUUAUUAUGUGUGUGUGUGUGUGAGCUUAAUUAUUUGAGUAAUGCUGUUUGUACAGAAGUUUUACAGAAUGAGAUAUAUCGUGAUAUAUUGAUGAUAAAUUGAAGCAACAAAAUCACGAUAUAUUGAUGAUAAAUUAGGUUAAAUGAAAAGAGGGAAACCCUUCCCUCUUUCCAAACCCCUCAUCUCUCAACCGAGCCACCAUUCAAGCUGCUUUCUCCACAACCCCUUCACCGACAGCGAGAGUUAGCGCCACCUGAAAUUUGCAAGAGUAAAAGAAGUAUGUGAGUUUUUCUCCAUCGUUCUCCACUGGCGAAGGCACCAACUACUGUGCUCCGAAUUUAAACCAAAAGCGGACUCGCCGUUGCAUCAGUGCUAUCACCCCUCACCUUGACAGAGUCUAUCGUCGUUCCUAGAGAAAAACGUCAGCGUUUCUUGUGAAGAUCCAAUGAUCUGACCACUGAAAGUUAAAUAAUUUACUGUUUUGCAAAAACUAUAAUCUGCCUCCAAUCUCCAUUUGCCACUAACUUCAUCUUUUAUUAACCUACAUUUAAAAAAGCAAUUAUUGAUCAUCUAUAUACAAGAAUCAAUUUUAUUA
Messenger RNA from Diospyros lotus (date-plum), 1782 nucleotides. Its product is annotated as protein DMR6-LIKE OXYGENASE 2-like. The transcript has 4 exons. The record is from RefSeq and is a predicted model, not a curated record. Lineage: Eukaryota; Viridiplantae; Streptophyta; Magnoliopsida; Ericales; Ebenaceae. Gene Ontology annotation, molecular function: dioxygenase activity. Bases 76 to 1140 code for a protein of 354 amino acids.